AUGGGAGCCAACACCAACCUACCCUCUCCUGCAGCAGUGACUCUCCUCCAGGGGAACAGGAGCGUAAUGACAGAUUUAAUUGGCAGAGUGGCGGCACAGCAACUCAGCAGGGUGGUGGUACAACAGGGCGGCAAGUUGGCAGGGACAACAUCAGAGACCACCAAAGAGGGUGAACUAGUCAAGUUCCUAGCAAGAGGAGCGUCCCGGCGACACCUGUAUAUUAUGUACGACUCUGAGUGGCCAGGUUCAGCCGCGGCAGUGAAGACGUGUUCAGACGCGUGGGUAGAUGUGGUGGCCACCCGUUGCGACUCUGACUUAGGUUUCCUCGAAAGAGCACUGCACACCACGACUGAAGGCGAGGAGAUGCGCAUUGUGAUCAUCUUUUGUUUGCCAGAGCGCAUUCUCGAUGUCUUCAGGAUGGUACGGGCGCGAUCCCUGGAGUCGUCGACGGUGCAGUGGGUGGUGGUGGUGGUGAUGGAGGAGACACAACACCUGUCCACUCACCUGACACACCUUCUCAGGGAAGGAACACAGUUGGCAGUACUGACAGCGAUGGCAGAUGGUGGCCAUCAGUACGUCGCUACCACAUCAUUCGUCGACGUGGAUGAUACUGUCAGAUUUGAGCAUCGUGGGGUGUUGACGGUGAGCGAGGAGGGUUCUGACUUAUACCUCAAGACCCAGCUGUUCCCCGCCCUGGACCACCUGUACAGGGACUUUCGAGGCCGACAACUGGUGGUGUCGGUGCUCAACAACUGGCCUUUCUUCGGUCUGCGUUACCUACCGGAUGGAAAGCCUCUGGCAGACUCUGGGCUGGACAUUAGUGUACUCAACUCUCUCAGUCACAAAUUCAACUUUACGUACGUUGUGGCUGAACCGGAGGACGGCCAGUGGGGAGGUCCUCAACCUGACGGUAGUGUUACUGGCAUCAUAGGUAUGGUGGCCAGGCACGAAGCUCACCUUGCUAUUAACGAGAUCACCAUCACCGCCAUACUGAGCCAUGAGAGUGAUAUCUUGGGACCAGUCUUAUUUAACAACGAUUAG
Homarus americanus (American lobster) is the source of this 1041-nucleotide messenger RNA. RefSeq lists its product as uncharacterized. Bases 1 to 1041 code for a protein of 346 amino acids. Gene Ontology annotation, molecular function: glutamate-gated receptor activity. The transcript has 8 exons. Gene Ontology annotation, cellular component: membrane. The record is from RefSeq and is a predicted model, not a curated record. NCBI's taxonomy places the organism in Eukaryota, Metazoa, Arthropoda, Malacostraca, Decapoda, Nephropidae.